Daldinia vernicosa is the source of this 1248-nucleotide messenger RNA. RefSeq names its product aromatic prenyltransferase. The transcript has 3 exons. NCBI's taxonomy places the organism in Eukaryota, Fungi, Ascomycota, Sordariomycetes, Xylariales, Hypoxylaceae. Bases 1 to 1248 code for a protein of 415 amino acids. The record is from RefSeq and is a predicted model, not a curated record. Gene Ontology annotation, biological process: alkaloid metabolic process. Gene Ontology annotation, molecular function: transferase activity, transferring alkyl or aryl (other than methyl) groups.
AUGGCAACAACGCCAGAUGAAGAGUUUUGGUCAAAACAUGCCCGCUCCACUCUAGGACCGCUAUUGAGUUUAGCUGGGACAUAUACAGCUUCGGAUCAAGCUUCCCAUCUCCGAUUCUUCGAUGAGCACGUUGCAUCUUGUCUUGGAUCACAGCAUGUAGAGCCCAAGGUAGAGUACUGGGCAAGCCCGGACUUGGCCGGAACGCGUUUUGAAGUCAGUCUUAAUCUGACGACCCGGGGUAAGGCGAAAGUACGUUUAAGCUUUGACCUCAUACGAGAUGGAACCGGACCGGAUACGUUCGGUGAGAAUAAUGCACGCGAAGUGUUACACCGUCUAUGUUCGGCUACAGAUGGUGAUCCUAGGUUGAUGGACCACCUCAUGGAAGCAUUUUUCCUGUCACCAUCCGAAACGGAAGCCUUGCGCAACAAAGUCCGCCCGCACAUGCAAAUCCCGCCAGCUUGCAUCGCGUUCGAGCUUGAAGGAGACCGGCAAAUCCUGAAGGCUUACAUCCCGGUUUUGAGGAAAGCCGCCUUGGGAAAGUCGGCAGUGGAUGUCACUUUGAAUGCGCUCCGCGACCUAGAACCCCUAGGAUACGACUUAUCGUACAACUUAGAUCUGCUUGACGAAUACCUAGCAAACCGCCAAGGCGAGGUAAAUCCUGUAAUGAUAGGAAUUGACUGUCUAGACCCAAAGGCAAAUCAAGGCAGCCGCGUUAAAGUAUACGUCCACUGCAAGACCUGUACGUUUGCCACAGCCCGAGAUGUCAUAACUCUUGGUGGGCAUCUAAGUGGCGAGCCUACGCUGAAGAAGGUGAACCUUUUGCGAUCCAUCUGGCACUUGCUACUGAACGAACCCGACGGUAUCCCAGACGACAAAAUCGACACUUGGUUAAAGCAUGAGCGUGCCCCCGGCGCGGCCUUUUCGGGCGUUCUGUUCAGUGUAGACCUGGCGGCUGGCAAGAAGAUGCCUGAUAUUAAGAUAUACGUGCCCGUGUUCCAGUAUGCCGAGCGCACCGAGACGGCGUAUAUAAACACCAAUGCUGUCUUGAAGAAGGUUGGCCACGAGUGGGGCCAGACUGGACGAUUCAAUGAAGUAGCUACGGCUGUUUUUGGAGGACAGAAAGCCCACGGGCAAAGCCACCUGUCCUACUCGUAUACUGAAUCUAAAGGGGUAUACCUGACGGCGUACUUCAGCAUACCUGUUUUUCAUGGGGAGCAGAUAACUAACGCUUACAAUAUCUUGGACUAG